Messenger RNA from Zeugodacus cucurbitae (melon fly), 1861 nucleotides. Its product is annotated as zinc finger BED domain-containing protein 4-like. The transcript is spliced from 2 exons. The record is from RefSeq and is a predicted model, not a curated record. The coding region runs from base 282 to 1526 and encodes 414 amino acids. Gene Ontology annotation, molecular function: protein dimerization activity. Lineage: Eukaryota; Metazoa; Arthropoda; Insecta; Diptera; Tephritidae.
GCAAACAAUGUAAAAGCGCAUAUAACCACUGAAGUGGCAAAUAAAUUAAAAAUAAUUUAAAAAUAGACAGUGCCACGCGGCUGGCAAGAAACAUUUUUGGCAUAAGUGCUCAAUAUAUUAGUUCAGCUCAAAUAAAAUCCCUUAUAUUGGGCACGGUAGAGCUUAAAGGUGUUGGAUCGAGCACAGCCAAAAAUCUCGCCGCUGAAGUGCUAAAAGUCCUAAAUAAAUACAAUAUAAACUUAAGCCAAAUAGUGUCAAUUACAUCUGACAAUGGUGCCAACAUGCUUAAGACAACAAAUAUAUUAUCAUUUGUUUUCGAUGAAAAUCUUGGCGAGGACGACGAAUAUUGUUCAAACGAUGAAUAUUUAAAAAUAAUUGAAAAUAUUGAAAAAGUGCCAAACGUGUUAAUAGGGAAUAUUCAAGUUUGUCGUUGUGCUGCACAUACAGCUCAACUGGUUGCUCUCGAUGUUACCAAAUCGUCGGAUAUGUUGAAAUACCUAUUUAAUUGUCGCAACAUGACGAAAUUUAUAAGAAAAGCUUCAAAUGGAUUUCGCGAAAUAUUCGAGCUGAAACUGCUAAAAAUGCCGCAACUAGAUUGUCCGACCAGAUGGGGAUCCACAUACACGAUGCUAAAGGAUUUGUUAGUGGCUAAAGAUGAAUUAACUGAAAUUGAGUCAACUGAAAACAAAAUCGAAGAAUACAAUUUUGAAGUGGAUGCAUCGUUGUGGGAUUUUAUUGAAAACUAUUGCUUAGUUUUCAGUCCAUUGCAGAAAACAAUAAAAAAAUUUCAAGAAGAGCAACUGCAUUAUGGAAAUUUUUACGCCCAAUGGCUAAAAUUAAAAAUUUGCACAGAAAAAGUUGUAAAUGAUGCAACUCACGAUAUGACAAGAACGAUUGGCGAAAAGAUUCUGAGCUCUAUAGAAAGGCGAUCGAAAAUAUUAUUAAAUAAAAAAUUUCUCAUUUCGUGUUUAUUUUUGGAUCCUCGUUUCCAACAUACACUAACACCACAACAAAAAAAUGAUGCAGUGAAUCAUUUGAAAUCGAUAUGGGACAGAAUAAACGACAUAAAUUCUACUGGACAGUUAUGCUCAACCCCGAAUUCGGGCUCACAUCAAUCUGUGAACCAUUUUUUUGAUGAAGAAGAUGAAUUGUUAAACGCUUACUUAGAGCAAGGGAUCCAAACGGAAGUCAGUAGUACAUUCGACGUAUACUCAAAGAUUGACAAUCUUCAACUUCCUUUCCAAAGAAUCGAUGCAGACGUUCUCACAUUUUGGAAAGGAAAGCAGUGCACUGACCAGGAGCUAUAUGCACUAAGUAAUGUUUGCUUUGCUGUACCACCAACUCAGGUGACGUUUGAACGAGCAUUUUCGACGUUAAGACUUGUACUUACUGAUUACCGAAAUCGACUAAGUCAGGAAGUACUAGAGAAUAUACUGCUGGUCAAAUUGAAUCCAAGCUUUCUGGCCUCAGCGAUUGACAACUUAUCUCUUUUUCAAGAUGACGAAGAUUUUGAAAAUUUAUUUUGAAAAAUAUUGUAUUUUAUGAAAAAAAUGAAUUAAAAAAAAAAAACAAACAAAUUGUCAAACUGUUUAAUUUAUUAGGAUAUAGGGGAACAACAAACAGCAUAAGCAGCAAAGUAAAUCUCGACAGCAGUCGCGAAUCGAAAGCAGCAGCAAAGCAAAAUCAAAACUUUUCAAACGGCGACUGCUGCUGCUGGCGACUUGCAGAAGUCGAGCAGUUGCUGCUGCUUCGACUUGCGUUGCUUAGCGAAAGCAGCAGCAAAGCAAAAUCAAAACUUUUCAAACGGCGACUGCUGCUGCUGAUUUGCUUUUCGUCGGCGAUCGUUUUUUGCUUUUGCUUU